This is a messenger RNA of Dichomitus squalens LYAD-421 SS1, 441 nucleotides long. Its product is annotated as HSP20-like chaperone. NCBI's taxonomy places the organism in Eukaryota, Fungi, Basidiomycota, Agaricomycetes, Polyporales, Polyporaceae. The coding region runs from base 1 to 441 and encodes 146 amino acids. Gene Ontology annotation, biological process: response to heat; protein complex oligomerization; response to hydrogen peroxide. The record is from RefSeq and is a predicted model, not a curated record. The transcript has 3 exons.
AUGGCUCUCACCUUCUUCACCGAGCCCUUCUACUCCCUCUCUGACUUUGACCGGCUCUUUGACCCGGCAUUCAAUGCGCGUGCGCGCACUUCGCUCGCGCCUUGCGAUCAGACCGAGAACGUUACCGCUAGGUCGCUUAGGCCGAGGCUACAUCUGCACGAAGAUAAGGACAAGAACCUCAUAACGGCGACCUGCGAAUUGCCAGGUCUCACUAAGGACAAUGUCCUUACCGUGUCUGGAGAGUCAAAUAUCUCCAACGACCGCAACGAGAAGGAUUGUGCCAUCCGCGAGCGACGGGACGGCAAAUUCUCGAGGUCGAUGUUUGUCCCUCAAGGCAUUAAGCUCGAGGACAUCAAGACGUCCAUGGAGAAUAGCGUCCUGACCGUGACAUUCCCACUUACAACACCUGAGCAGGCACCUAGGAAGACCACGAUAGCAUGA